CGCGGCUUAUAUUUGGAUUUACGCAUUUUUUCUGGCGUUUUUGACUAUUUGAGGAAUGGGAUCUUUGCCGGAACUGUCGCCGAGAACUCCCGGGGUCUUAUUUUCCCAAUUGUGACCUGAAAAUCGUCCCGUUUUAUUCGUGUGUCCAUCUUGGUGCCUCGUCCCGUCCGCGCGUUCCUCACCUUUCUCCUCCCAUCCGUCGCAGCGCAUCUCUACUUGCAGCCGACUCCGAGGCGUCUUUCGUCUCAUGGAGAUCCGCAUCCGCACCGGACACUGACCACGAGUUUACGCCGUUUACCAGCGCGCCGCCGGCGGACACACACACACACACACACACGCAGCACGCCUGCUGUUUGUUGGAUGUGUUUUGUCCUUUCUGCGCCGCUGCGUGUGCGUCGUACCCUUCAGUCACAAUGCCGGUGAACGCGCUCCACCGCGGCGGCAUCGGGGCCCCGGGGUCCCUGAGCCCCGCGUCGCUGUCCCGCAGCCUGUCCCGCCUCAGGGAGUACCGGACCCGCACGAGGAUCAUGCUGGCUCUGGGGGUCUCUCAGAUGGUCCUGGGGAGUCUCAUCCUGGCCGUGAGCUUCGCGGCGCUGGCUCUCACCACGUCACCCAGGGUCCGGCAUUCGUGUCCCUUCUGGGCUGGUUUCUCUGUGCUGCUCUCUGGACUGAUUGGAGUGGUGUCAUGGAAGAGGCCGCUCUCUCUUGUGAUCACAUUCUUCAUGCUGCUGUCCGCUGUGUGUGUCAUGCUCAACCUGGCGGGCUCCAUCCUGUCCUGCCAGAACGCUCAGCUGGUCAACUCUCUGGAGGAGUGUCAGCUGUGCGGAUGUGUGUUCCCCCCUCCUCCCCCCCAGCUCAAGUUUGACAGCGAUGGAGUGUGUGUGUGCUGCGAGCUGCAGCAGCAGAGCACGAGCUGCAACAACCUGGGAGAGACGCUGAAGCUGAAUCCGCUGAGGGACUGCAACACCAUUCGCCUGCGGCUCAAGGAGCUGCUUUUCAGCGUGUGUGCCCUUAAUGUCAUCUCCACCAUUGUGUGUGCGCUGGCCACUGCAAUGUGCUGUAUGCAGAUGGUCUCGACUGAUGUGCUGCAGAUGUUCAUGCCGCACAGAGCGCGAGCUCUAAAUGCUGACUGCAUGACCCCCCACGGGACGAUCCUCCACCAAACACUGGACUUUGAUGAGUUCAUAGCUCCCAUUCCCCCACCACCAUACUACCCUCCAGAGUACACCUGCACCCCCUCAAUGGAUGGACAAAGAGGCCUUCAUCUGGACUUCCCCCAUUCUCCCUUCAGUGCCAUCUACGGGGUUCCUAUCAACAGUCCAGGGACGCUGUACCCGACUGACCUGCCUCCUCCCUAUGAGUCCGUGGUGGGACAGACCCCAGCCAGCCAGUUCGCCACCAGCAUGGAGCAGCAGGCCACUCAAUCCAGUCUGUGUGAGAGAAUCACCACUGCAGGAUUCAGCACUCAGGCCUCGGUGGACAGCGCGUCACUGAUGGUGUCUGAGGUGGCUGAUCAGGACCAGACUUGCUCUUCGGAGGACCUGUGCUCCCUGGAGGUCCAGGGCUCUGACUCCUCUCCCUACGGCCUGCGCCGCGCCGCUCCCAUCGACGGCAGCUGCAACAGCCUGGAACUCUGCGCACGUGACCAUCGUGGGCUGCCCAACACUGGCGCUCGCCCGGGCGAUACGGGUCACAGUGAGUCCUCGCACACACAGGACUCUCUGGAGCGCUCUCCCGACUGGUCCUCUGAAAACUUCAGCAAUCCGGACCAGGAGGAUCCAACGGACAACGCGCACGCAUGCGGGGAGCUGCGGCCUGCCAUGCACAUGUGUGACGAGCUCGCGUCGGCCAAACACUUCACAGAGGAGCCACCCAAGGCGUCGACGCACUCCCUCAUCAAGGCGCGGAUGAUGAGCCGGAAGCUAACGCUCCCCGUUACUCUUCCCCCGCCACCUCAGCCGUGCUCCCCCACCUCCGUCGCCUCGUCCGGUGGAACUUACGGCACGAGUCCUAUGGCUCCCUCCCCUUCCCCUUCCCCUCCCAGCAGGCCACGAGGCCCCAGGCUGUGUUUCAGCGUUUGGUCUCCAUCCUCCGCGUCGCAGCCCCCCUCUACCUCAGCCCAAAGUGGGCCCUCGCCAUCGGAGAAGCCUCGGGCCCUCCGGGCAGCCAGGAGAUAUCGCAAACUGGCCCGCAUAGUCCGUUCUACCAGUGACCCGAUCUCCUGCACCUCCACCACAGGAAGAGAAAAUUGUGGCUGCACCUCUGCGAAUAUCUCUGUUGCUGAAGAUUCAACUCACACAUCACCAGAGCAAGAGCCGGCAGACGUUACUUCUGGGGUAGUUGGAAGUAAACCCAGUCACAUAAGUCUCAGGAAGCAGCCCAAAGAGGGCAGGAAAGUUGACAUCCACCUCAAACCGCGCGCCCUGCACACGCACUCCCACUCCCACGAACGCCCACACUCCCUGGCUGACUUCAAGAUGUACAAAGACACCAAAGUACUGGUGGCCAAGUUCCUGGAGCAUUCGAGCUGCAGUCUACCUCCUGAUGUCCAGCAGGUCGUCAACAACAUCAAGUGUGUCAUCAAGUCGGAUGAGAAACACAUGGAGGAGGCCAUUUUUAGUGCCAAUGUCAUAGAUCAGGUGAUGACCCAGCGCGGCGCCGGCAGCCCCAGGAAGCGCGGCCACGAGGACCUCCACCUCCAGAGCUGCGGUGCUUUGAGUUCCCCAUCCAUGCGCCGUCCAAAGCACCUCCCGCAAACAACCAGCACCUCCACCCAUCCACUGGACUCGCCCUCCCCCGAACAAAGCCUUGAGUGCAAAGAAACUGUUCUCUGACCACUCUCCCAACGAGGACUUGAUUCAAAACUCUGAGGUUAUUUCAGGAUGCUGGUGUUGCAGCCCCCCCGUGUGCUGUGCAGCAGAUGUCUGUGGAGUAAUGAACAACUCUCCCAGCAUUAAAGGAUCAUUUAUUCUGAAAGUGUGACUGCAGCACAGGCAAACUGAAAUGGCCACUCGCUGUAUCUCCUUGUGCCCCGUGAGAACGUGCCAAGUCAUCAGCAGAAAUGGUAGCAAAUUCAGACUGAGCCUGCCGGUGUCUGUAGUGGCUUGUUUCUCAUCAGAAAAAUCAAAAGAAUGUUUCUCCCUCAGGGGAUCUUUUUUACGAGUAUCACCUCUUGGAAAAAAAAAAUAAACAAAAAGUUGGUAAGUUUGGAUUUGUAACUCAAAGACAAAGGAGAUUGUUAUCAAUAUUCCUAAGAAAUAUGUUUGUAUUAAACUGUGAGGCGAAAGGAGGGCGUUACUAGCCAUUGUUUGCGGGCGUUUUGGCAUUGUUACUGAUUGGUGAAUAUUUUGUGGUGUCGCUGGUUCAAGAACAUGACAGAUGUGGAUUAUUUAACUUACCUCAUUGUGUUACAUUGUGUUCAGUGUUACAAUAAAAUACAAGUUUGUAUCUUGCGAUUUUUGUUCACACUUCAGUGAAUAUUUUUGGAUCAUGUGUCGGUUUUAUGUGUUAGCAAUUUGAACACCCAGUCAGAUCGAACGGGACUGGCCAAAAUAAUAAAAACAGGAAAAUACAACAGCCUUUCCUUGAAUAUCAAUUUGGUAAAACUAUAUUGUAUUUUUUCAUUCAAGAGAGAGGUAUUAAUACUAAAUGGAAGCCGUGACCGUGUGUGGACUAGUGACUCUGUGCGUGAGGGUGUUUUCGUCUGUGGACAUAUUUUGAUUAUGGAAUUGUACAAUGCAGUCUUGAAACAUUACAGGUGCGUGAACAAAAUAUGUUUGAAGAUGGACGUAGUCUGAACAAGGGUGCAGUUAGGGGGUGGAAGUGAAGAGGGGUCAUUGGCCCCUGAUGUGAUCCCAUCGCAAGUUGGUCUCAAGUUAUUUAUUUUUAUUUUAUUUAAAAAAUCUGAAGUAAUUAUCUUAACGAUAUUCAAUGCAUGAAAAUGGUUUGGAUUUAGAUUACAGGUCCCCUAAAUGUCUGUCCCAUUAACAUUGACAGAGUCAUUACUCAAAUACAAAAAUAAAUUGAACCUUCAUUUGAUUUCAA
Messenger RNA from Gasterosteus aculeatus aculeatus (three-spined stickleback), 4044 nucleotides. It is a transcript of the gene entrep2, whose product is annotated as family with sequence similarity 189 member A1. NCBI's taxonomy places the organism in Eukaryota, Metazoa, Chordata, Actinopteri, Perciformes, Gasterosteidae. The record is from RefSeq and is a predicted model, not a curated record. Gene Ontology annotation, cellular component: membrane.